UUUGUCCAAUUCAUGCGCAGGCGCAGAAGAAAGACGGACGCUCAAACUAAGGCGCGCCCUUCCCCCACUCUCUUUCCGGCCAACUCCCACUGCGCAGGCGCCUAGAGUGCACCAAGAUGGCCGCCCCCGUGGAUCUUGAGUUGAAGAAGGCCUUCACAGAGCUUCAAGCCAAAGUUAUCGACACUCAACAGAAGGUGAAGCUUGCAGACAUACAGAUUGAACAGCUAAACAGAACGAAAAAGCAUGCACAUCUUACAGAUACAGAGAUUAUGACUUUGGUAGAUGAGACUAACAUGUAUGAAGGUGUAGGAAGAAUGUUUAUUCUUCAGUCCAAGGAAGCAAUUCACAAUCAACUGUUAGAGAAGCAAAAAAUAGCAGAAGAAAAAAUUAAAGAACUAGAACAGAAAAAGUCCUACCUGGAGCGGAGCGUUAAGGAAGCUGAGGACAACAUCAGGGAGAUGCUGAUGGCACGAAGGGCCCAGUAGGAAGCCUCUUGGGGAAGCUCUUCCUCUUGCCCCUCCCAUUCCUGGUGGGGGCAGAGGAGUCUCUGCAGGGAAACAGCUCCUCCUCUGCCCCAUGGAUGUUUCAUCUGGAUGGCCUGGCAACGUCACAUUUUCUGCAUCACCCUGAGCCCCUUUUGCUUCUCAGCCCUAGAGUUUUUACCCUGGCUUUACCUCCCACUUUGGCCCAAGACACUCUUCCCUCUCAGGGUGUGUGAUGAAUUCCCAGGAGAAGGGAAGAUGGGAGCCAGGGCAGAUAGGAAGCUCUGCCUGAGCUUUCCACUAGGCAUGCCAGCCAGACCAAUAAAAAGUGUCCACUCUGCUAAGCCUGCUUUUCUUGAGCUGAGGGAUGGAACAGAGGGUUAGAGAGGCAGUGGCCGUCUCCACCUCAGCUCCUGCUCCCUCUGCAUUGAAGCCCUUCCUUCCUUGGGGGAUGGGCUCUUGCCCUCUUCUCUUUUCCCUUCCUGUACCUUUGACUAACCCCUCAGCUUCCGGGCCUGCAUGUAGUAGACAGAAGAGGAAGAAAGAACACUGACAUUCACAGCUGAAUAAGUGAACAGGAUAGCAGUCCCUGGAUGGCAGUUGCCUAGAUUCCUUUUCCUGCCUCCUCCUAUACAUUCCAAAAGGAAGUUCAACAGCAGCACCUCCAAGACUGUCUCCUUCAGGCCAAUGUCAUAAGAUGGACGCUGUAAUCCUGAGGCCUCCUAGAGGCUGAGGGCAGCAGUAUGCUCCAGCUGGCUCGUCCCAGCCCAGGUGGGCCAAUUAUUCAAUUUUUAAGAAUUUUGUUGCAAGCCAGUUGUUGAACACAGCCAUUAUAAUUAUGUAAAUGUGCAAAUUAGGUUAAAAACAAGGACAAUAAAUAUUCAAAACUCAUCCCUAAUUAUAUUACUACAUUUGACCAUGAUUGUGCUCUAUCUAUCUAUGCACUGACUGUGAUCUGUGGGGCUGGACCUAUUGUGUGUGGGUGGCAGAAAUCCCACAUGAUGGCAGGUCCUGUGCUGCUCUUCCCAGCUCCAGUCAGUGACAUCACAUUGGUAACUUGAAAUCAGCCAUGGCAGAGUGGGAACGCUUACACCACAGAAAUAAGACGUAGGACAUGCUACAAAA
Messenger RNA from Cebus imitator (Panamanian white-faced capuchin), 1607 nucleotides. RefSeq names its product prefoldin subunit 1 (gene PFDN1). Gene Ontology annotation, biological process: protein folding. The record is from RefSeq and is a predicted model, not a curated record. The coding region runs from base 117 to 485 and encodes 122 amino acids. NCBI's taxonomy places the organism in Eukaryota, Metazoa, Chordata, Mammalia, Primates, Cebidae. Gene Ontology annotation, cellular component: prefoldin complex; cytoplasm. The transcript has 4 exons. Gene Ontology annotation, molecular function: protein folding chaperone.